AAGUAGUGUUUCGUUUUCAGAUGCCACCAGAGCUACUUUACCUUGUGGUGUUAUUUAUUGUUACAAGUAAUAGAUGGACAGCACGGUUGUUAUAUCUCCUGAUAAACAAUUACAGCGCUAUUUGGGCUCCCUAAGUAAGUGUAUGACUGGGUAUUUGGUUCAAAGGAUGUCCAGCUGUUUGUCCCGAUCCCACACAAUCACGGCGUACGAAGCACAGGUUAUCACAUCCCAGCCCACGGACAUGCAGAAAGCCUCCAGGCUGAUGCAGAUUGUCAUUAAAAAAGGUCAAAGUGCAUGCAGUUCGUUCCUCACAUGCCUUGGAAUUUGUGACCCGGUGUUGUAUGAGAAUCUUACUGGAUUCCCAGCACAAUUUAAUGAAGAGGACCAUCAACAUGUAGAGCAAAUUCCUCUCUCAGAAAAAUUGCAAUUUACACCUUGUAUUAUAAACAUACAAAACUCUUCCCUGACCAACUGUAUUAUUGGGAACAACAAUCGCCAGUGCAUUACCUGUGACCAGCAUUCUUUGCUCGCUCAGAAUGAUGCAAGCAAUGUGAAUGAAAUGCCGGAUAUUCAGAGCAGUGAUCAACUGAUCCCAGUGCAGGACACAAUAAGUGUCAACAGCAUUCACAUGGAGAGAUCCGACAUAGAGUAUGUUAUUAUAGGCGACCAUAACAGUAUGACAGUCACUGAGAACUCGGAGGUUGAGGAGGAUACGGAGAUUGAGCCAGAAGUGAUUGGUUAAUAGAUGUGAAAAAGGAGGGCAGACUCGCAGUUUUGGAGAGCUGCGGAUUGUCAACUCGCCUUACCGGGCCUGACCUAUAAUUGGACACUGAAAGCAUAAUAUAUGCUUUAAACUGACCAGUGCUCAGGUCCUCAGCAGGUGCUGCCAAAUGCACUGAAACAUUAUCCUUUAUCGUGGAUUUUUCUAAACCUGUGUGCCUUGAGGUGGCAAUGAUAUUUGAUACUGCCUUGAUUGUUACUGAACAUGACUGCUACUGACUGUUUCUCAUGUUUUAAUGGGUACACCAAUAUUUAUUUGUUCAACAGAAAUGUAUGAAAGCAAAUACGUUGACUGACACUGCAAUCAUUGCAAGUCUUUUAUAAGCUUAAGCUUUCUGUAAUGAUACAUAAGUAAUGUUUACAGUCUUAUGUCUUUCAAUAAUAUUUGUAUAUAUAACUUAACUUAAUAUCUAUUGAUAUUAAUUGUGAUAGAUACUCCUGAUGUUUCAAUAGAUAUUCUG
Molecule: messenger RNA, 1241 nt
Organism: Sinocyclocheilus rhinocerous
Lineage: Eukaryota; Metazoa; Chordata; Actinopteri; Cypriniformes; Cyprinidae
Exons: 5
Coding region: 74-742 (222 amino acids)
Biological process (GO): regulation of apoptotic process
Source: RefSeq, a predicted model, not a curated record